Molecule: messenger RNA, 972 nt
Organism: Mus pahari (shrew mouse)
Lineage: Eukaryota; Metazoa; Chordata; Mammalia; Rodentia; Muridae
Product: protein SPT2 homolog
Exons: 2
Coding region: 252-602 (116 amino acids)
Source: RefSeq, a predicted model, not a curated record
AUGCGAAAAUGGGGUGGGGGUGUCCCAGGGGCCAGCUCCUCCAGCAGCCACCUCGCUAGAGGGCGGCCGUCGGGGCGAUGGCGCAAGCUUCUCACCCCCCCACCCCAGCGCGACAACAGCCACGGUGACAAAAUGGCAGCUCGGCGCCCGACUGGAGAGCCACCGGCACACAGCCGGUGACUGCUGCCCCUGAACACCAAGAAUGCCAGGGCACCCUGGGGCUAGGUCUCCCAAAUGGCCUAGUAGUGCAGAUGGCGAGAGCAGACGGGCCCGUAGAUACUAGGAGGUCGAGAACCCCCGGCCCGCCGCGCCCUCUCCAGACCAGAUCCCCAGGCCCGCGCCGCCGAGGUUCGACUGUGCCUGUGUGCUCUCAGGCCCCCACCGCUGGGCGCCACGGUCCCCGCGGAGCCGGGUCCGCGGCCGCCGUGGGGGAGGGGUGGGCCUCCGGCGCCCCGGGAAACAUGGCUGCUCGUCCUGGUACGGCGGCGUCGCGGCCACCAGUCCCCGAGAUGCGACUUGGGAGAGAGGUUGCAGAAGGAGGCAGCCCAUCUUCUCCUCCCCUCGAUCAUCUUUUCCAUCCAGAUGCGAGUCGUGGGAGCUGAGAGCUCGGACGAGGGUGAGAUUGCCGCCUUCCCUCCGACCCGAACGCGUGCGCCCCGCCGGCCCCCCGCUGGGUGCACACUCGCACGCACACCCUCGCACCCAUACCCGCACACGCGGGAGCACACGCACAGGUAGUCAGUCACACACCAAGGGCAGCAGCGACGGCGGACGAAACAUGCUCCGGUGGCAUUGCAACCCCCCCACCCCCGCCAUCCAACCUUGCAAUUCAUUUGCAGUCAGACCCCAAACCCCACACCUCCCCGGAGCCCCCCUCCAUAAAAAAGUGCCUUCCCCCCAAAACACACACGCACACAUAACACAAAGUAGGAGAAUGGACCGACAGAGAUAUUUUUGGCAAAUGCUCACAUC